UGACGUGGGAAGCAGCGCUCAGAUCUCUGUCCCAAGAUGCUAAGAUGCCCAACCCUGCAUCCGCCUUGUAGUUCAACACCCUCUCGGGUGAGUCAUCUGACCGCAUCACCUUAGGGGGAAAUCCUUGGACUGUGAUAACUCCAGGGAUCAGCUGGAGGAACAGUUGUGAAAAAUCCAGGUAAGAGAUGCCCAGGUGUGCUUCUGUGUGUAUAUACCUGUGAUGGGGAAAGAUAAGCCUGCCAGCAACUCAGAAGAGGAAUACAAAGAGAGAAAGCCCUGUGUUUCUUAGGAAGAGGCACGGAAAAGAGCAACAGGUGCAUACCUGUAGGAAGGGUCAAAAGGCUGGCUCUUGCAAAGAGGAUCCGUUCGCAUUUCCCCAACACAGAAGGCAUUUAUUUGGGUCCAACUUUUCAACCGUCAGUUAAUGCCCUUCUCAUUACCUGCUGGUUUCCAGGAUGUUCAAGGAAUAUUUCCAGUAUAAGGGCAUCAGCUUCCCUCAAAUAAUCUACUCUGAACAGGUGCUGCAGAUGGUGGAAAACAAUUUCCAAGUCCGAGAUGAUGAUAUUUUCAAUGUUACUUACCAGAAAUCAGGUACUGUGUGGAUGCUGGAGAUUUUAAGUCUGAUCCGAAACAACGGUGACCCCAACUGGUGCCGAACAGUCCCCAACUGGGACCGGGGGCCCUGGUUUGAGACAGUGCUGGGAUACCGGAUAGCUCAGACCAGCAAGUCGCCACGUAUUAUUAGCUCUCACCUUCCAGUGCAGCUCUUUGCAAAGUCCUUUUUCAAAUCGAAAGCCAAGAUCAUCUACACAGUGAGGAACCCCAAAGAUGUCCUGGUAUCCCUCUAUCAUUUUGCCUCCAUGUUUCGCCCCUAUAAGGACCCUGGCACCUUGGACCAGUUCCUUGAUGUCUUCCUAAAGGGAGAUGUGCCUUUUGGAUCCUGGUUUGACCACAUUAAAGGCUGGAUGAACCUGAAGGACAAGGAAAACAUCUUCUUCAUCACAUACGAGGAGCUGCAAGAGGACCUGCGGGGGAGCGUUGCCCGCAUUUGCCAGUUCCUUGGCAAGGACUUAGACGAUGCUGCCAUCGACUCCAUAGUGGCAAAUGCCUCCUUCGAGGCCAUGAAAAGCAAUAAGAUGUCAAACUUCUCACUCUCGCCCCGCUUCCUCAUGAACCAGAAGAAAAGCGCUUUCCUCCGCAAAGGGAUCUCUGGAGACUGGAAGAACCAUCUCACGCCUCUUCAGAGUGAAUGUUUUGACCAGAUCUAUCAGGAGCGUUUGCAAGACUUAAGCAUUACAUUUCCCUGGGACAAAGAAUGAAGCUGUCUUUCUCUGUACCGAUUCCUUUCCUUUGUGAUUAAUGAUUCAUCGUGAUACUAAUUGUCUAGUAAAACACCUUGUAGAUUAGAAGGAACAUCUGGGCUGAGUGAGGAAGGAGUCAGUCUUGGGAGAAUAAUGGGUUAGAAUAGGCAUAGGCAAACC
This is a messenger RNA of Anolis sagrei ordinatus, 1481 nucleotides long. It is a transcript of the gene SULT2B1, whose product is annotated as sulfotransferase family 2B member 1. Gene Ontology annotation, molecular function: sulfotransferase activity. NCBI's taxonomy places the organism in Eukaryota, Metazoa, Chordata, Lepidosauria, Squamata, Anolidae. The record is from RefSeq and is a predicted model, not a curated record. Gene Ontology annotation, cellular component: cytoplasm. Gene Ontology annotation, biological process: sulfation.